Messenger RNA from Solea senegalensis (Senegalese sole), 1129 nucleotides. RefSeq lists its product as uncharacterized. The transcript is spliced from 5 exons. Gene Ontology annotation, biological process: ciliary neurotrophic factor-mediated signaling pathway; negative regulation of neuron apoptotic process. Bases 41 to 667 code for a protein of 208 amino acids. NCBI's taxonomy places the organism in Eukaryota, Metazoa, Chordata, Actinopteri, Pleuronectiformes, Soleidae. Gene Ontology annotation, molecular function: ciliary neurotrophic factor receptor binding. The record is from RefSeq and is a predicted model, not a curated record.
GUCUUUGUCUGUUCACACUGGUGUUCACUGCUCCUCAAAGAUGACUGUUAGGUGGCUGGCUCUCACCCUUCUCUGCUGCUUAUUGAACUGCGUGGACUCUCUGUCGCCAGUCGUUCAGAGGAAUAAAUACAACAACUCCUUUCGUCUCACCAGGUCCACCCGAGGCCGUGUUCAGCAGCUGCUGAUGAAAUACAAGGAACAGCACUUGGGAAAUAAGCAUUUUGAGGACAGAGGCCGACAGCUGAAGGACCUGCCAUUACUUUCUACAGAUUUCUACAAAUGGCUAAAGCUGACGGACUGGCAGCGACUGCUCGCAGCUUUCGGGGACAUGCAGACUUACUGGAACAUGCUGGACAGGAAGAGGAAACAGCUGGAGGAGGAGGACGAGCACAUGGCCGUCCACGACACUUUUCCUCAGAGCAUCAAGCACAUUCAGCUGGAUCUGAGGGAUCUGAUGAGCCAAAUCAGCACUCAGAUGAGUUACAUCAAUAGAUCUUGGAAGAGAACAACUUCUCCUUUUAUACAACCUGUGGUGAACUCACAAACCAGCUCCAAAACCAUGUGGGACCACCGGGUGGAGGGUUACAUCAUUCUCCGGGAUCUAGACCUUUACCUCACCAAGCUGGCAAGAGACUUUCUACUGCUGGCUUCCAAAACACACUUAUGACUCGCUGCUGAAAAAGAGCAACGUAACCACUGAUGACUAAUAUCCGGCAAAAAGAGAAAGAAGCUGAAAUGACAGCACUCAAGUGAAAAACAGCUGUGAUGACUUUAAUCAAGAGUUGGUGGUGUGAUCAAAAACUUUACAUGGAGCUUUUUUUUUCUUUUUUUAUAACUCUGCCUCUUUUUUUUCAUUGGGGUAUUUUAAUAUUUGAAGGCAGUCUUGGGUAUUCCCCACAGUUUCUGUCUUAUAGCUAACUGUAACUUAGAAAAAAACAACGUAUUCCCAGCAUACUGCUCCCACUUAUUUACUAUUUAUUGACAUAUUUAUUGAAUUCUAUUUAUUUCAAAGUGUGUUUUAUUUCUCUUGCAACACAGAGAUACAGUGUUUUACAUCAGACUUUUAUUUUUUGGUAUUUGAUAGAUAAAUAUAUUUGUGUGUGACGGACAAUAAAGCAUUUGAAACGGC